Molecule: messenger RNA, 822 nt
Organism: Striga hermonthica
Lineage: Eukaryota; Viridiplantae; Streptophyta; Magnoliopsida; Lamiales; Orobanchaceae
Source: the annotation of a GenBank genome assembly
GGCAGCUCCACCGUGGACGAGUAUAUUCGCACUUUCACCCGGAUGUGUCUUUUUGCUGGCGAAUCGGUGAAUACCGAUGCCAAGAAGGCCCGCAAGUUUCUUAAGGGGCUCAAUCAGAGGAUCCGUGAACUGGUGGGAAGUCACGGAUUGAUGUCUUUGGCCGACACUGUGAGUCGGGCUCAGGAGGUGGAGAGCUGUCUCAUUCCGAUAGCUCCAGACCCUUCAUAUAUUUAUGCCUCCCAGCGUUCUCAGACCGUUGUUCAGUAUGCCCAGCCUAUUACCUCUGUUCCGCCCAGCUCUAGCUCGGGCAAGAGGAAGUCCGACUUUCAGAACAAAAAGAAGGGAAAGAAGGGGAAUUUCGGUCAUCGCAAUAAUCGCCCCACCGGAAACCAUACCUGCCCGAGAUGCGGCAAGUUCCAUGGAGGCGAGUGCCUCACGAACCAGCGCUCAUGUUUCAACUGCAACCGUCCAGGGCACUAUGCCAAUCAGCAGCAACCCCCAGUAUUUCAGCAGAAGGCUGGGGGUCAGGCCAUAGUCUACACCGUUGCUCAUGACGAGGCGGCCAACAACGCAGGUACCAUGUCUGGAAUGCUUUCUAUAUUCAAUGUGCCUGUUUUUGCAUUAUGUGACACUGGAGCCACCCAUUCAUUUAUAUCUUCUCGAUGCCUGGAGGCUUUAACUCUUAGCGAGGUGUGCAAGGUCGAUCCUCUCGAGGUUAGUCUAGCCUCGGGAAAAAAUAUUAUCUCUGAUUCCUUGGUUCGUGAUUUUCCUAUUUCUAUCGGUGGGGGCCUUGUUCUCGGUAGUAUAGUAUACCCAACUUUA